This is a messenger RNA of Mauremys mutica (yellowpond turtle), 1931 nucleotides long. RefSeq lists its product as uncharacterized. The coding region runs from base 360 to 1841 and encodes 493 amino acids. Lineage: Eukaryota; Metazoa; Chordata; Testudines; Geoemydidae. The record is from RefSeq and is a predicted model, not a curated record. The transcript has 2 exons.
CACAAAUGAUACUGUUGCCAUAUGAGCUCCCUGGAGAAAAAUCACAGGUAACACGUACAGGAGGCUUUGGAUCAACCCGUACUGAAGGCGACGGCGACUCUUCCUUUCACCCACAGGUGGCGGCAUUGGUACACCGAAUAUCCCUGCACAAACCUCAACGUAAGUAUAACCUCCAAGGGCACAACGGCAUUAUCAGACGACCGAAGUUCUUCCUGCUCCAAAGGUAACCUAUCGUCAGCUACCUGGCCCGGAGUGGAGCGGACCUGUGCCACUAAUCACCUGGGGGCGCGGUUACGCAGCUGUAUCAACACCAAGCGGCCCGCUCUGGGUACCUGCACGAUACGUUCGACCAUACAAGGAUGGCGUGGCAUCAGGGACUGAGCAACCCCAUCCCUGACUUCAACAUACACUUAUAUGAUGAACAAGGAAAAGUAACAACGGGCCGAAAACGAGGGGGCCAGCGAAAUGCACCUGCCACAUGGGGCCAAGUAAAGAACCUAGCUAAUCAGGCUGAACAACUGUUGGAAAAAACAGGACAAGAGAAAACGGCAGAGAACUAUAUGAUGGCAUUAAUAGCCUCCUUAAAUGCCAAUUCUGUACUUUUGUUAACAAUAAUUAUUUUCAGUUUAACUACUGUCCCUACGGAAGGGGGACCGAUAGUGACUGGGGGGGUUCAUCUUAAUAUAUGGGAGGUAUUUGCAAAGACUUUAAACCAAAGUACCUUCUGCUUAACGGAGCAGAGGGCGGUGGGGGAGGUGCUAGGAUCUUGCCUAAUACCAGUAUGCCAUAAUCCCAAAGACAUCAACAAUGAUACAUGGUUUUAUAAUUCUCUAGAACAAAAUUCUACCCUUAGGGAAUUAGGGUACCCCGGGUACCAUAAUUGGGGAGAUCGACUAACGCACAAACCGCGUUUUGCCGUUACCCUGUUAACACCGCAUGUUGCUAGUUUUAAUGUUAGUUGUGCUAGAAUGGUUAAUUGUACCAAAAAGACUUGUAUUCAAUUCCCAAAAGGGAACUUCAAUUGCUCAAGUAUGGUUAAUAUAUCAUAUAUGUAUGAGUACCUACAAUUGCCAAGGGGCUGGUUCUGGUCCUGCCCCGGAUAUACCUUUAACUACAUUCCAGCCAACAUCAGUCAUGAAACUCCAUGCUGUCUUAGUAGGCUGUCUUUGGUUUUGCCUCAAAAGGAAACUAAGGGUACACCACUUACUAAAACAAAACGGAGUGUAUUCCUUGAUGAAAGCUGUGAUAGUCACGCGGCCCUAAUUAGUAAGGCCGAAUACGUUGCGCUGGCCGUAUCCCUGGUUGGGGUGCCCGGUCUGGCGGCACGAAACAGUAAAAACAUUAACGCCUUAGCCUGCUCGGCAGUAAAAGCCUUAAAUACAACUUCUAAAGCUCUAGCCUUGUUAAAUGAGGAACAGGGCGAAUUAAGACAUGGACUUUUGCAAAACAGAGCGGCCAUAGAUUAUCUUUUAAUGCAACAUCAUUAUGGGUGUGAAAAAUUGGAUGGUAUGUGUUGCUUUAACCUAAGCAAUAAUGAAAAAGCAGUGCACAACCAAAUUGUAAAGCUACAUAAUUUAACAAAAGAAGUUACUAUGGAUGUUGGUUUUUCAGGAUUCUGGGACUGGCUUACUGGAUGGCUGCCAGACCUAUCCUGGCUAAAGCAAAUGUUUGCAUAUGUUAUUGUUAUAGCUGCAGGAUUAAUAGUUUGUUGCUGCAUAUUACAGUGUAUUCCUUCACUUAUUAGCCUAUUUGUCCAUGGCUGCCCUUGGCAACGACUUAAUACAAAACAGAGCAUUCAUUAUGCCUGCAAAUUGCUUAAAAACAAAAAGGGGGAGAUGUAGUGAAAAUAUGCUGUGCUGGCAAACCACACACAUGUUUAUUACAUUUACUCCUGGCUUAAGGUAAAGCAAUGCUCAGGUUAUUGAUUAAGC